Maylandia zebra (zebra mbuna) is the source of this 9413-nucleotide messenger RNA. RefSeq lists its product as uncharacterized. Gene Ontology annotation, molecular function: protein binding; ATP binding. NCBI's taxonomy places the organism in Eukaryota, Metazoa, Chordata, Actinopteri, Cichliformes, Cichlidae. Gene Ontology annotation, biological process: protein targeting; intracellular protein transport; protein import. Gene Ontology annotation, cellular component: membrane. The record is from RefSeq and is a predicted model, not a curated record.
CACAGAUGUUGUUGGGCUUUUUUUCUCUCUUCAGAUGAAGAUGCAGCAAUAAUCAUGUCGCCAGUUACCAUGUGAACUCUUGGAACACCUCCAAAUGUUUCACAGUUGCGCUGCUGGAAAACUUCACUUUCAGAUUUGAUCCCAAAUGCAUGUUUUUUUUCCUGUCUUCCUCCCAUCACUGCCGACCGGUCACAGCAGUGGCUGCACCUCCCUGAGCCAGGUUCUGUCGGAGGCUUCUUUCUGUUAAAAAGAAGUUUUUCCUUAAGACUGUCACCAAGAGAUUCAUCAAAAAACAAGCAUCACGGCUAAAUACAUAAUCAAGAAUGGGGAACGAAGUACCAAAGGAAAGUAACAUGGGCAACAGCCUUAGAUGCUGCAAAUGUGGUACAGUCCUGGCUCCAUGCAAAUCAUUUGCUGACUUACAGCAAAUUACUACCAUUAAUGGACGAUGUGUACAUAGGUUUAAUGGAGGUCAAUACUACAGACCAGUUGGUUACAAUGACGCAUAUGAGUGUGAUUAUUGCUUUAAUAAGCCAAUCAGAGACCAAGAGGAAAUGAGAAGAAGAGAAGAGGAGAGGCAAAGGAGAGAGGAGGAGAGGAGAAGAGAAGAGGAGAGGAAGAAAGAAAAACUGAAUCAAAGACUACAAGAAUCUAAACAGCGAGCUACAGAGCAGCUUGAGAAACAACUGAGUGGCCCGAUCUCAGAUGAAUUUGAGUCCAAACGAGAUGUUCUAAUAGGGCAUCUGGAUGAGUUUGAAGCUAACUAUGAAUCAGGCAGUGACAGUGAUGAGUUUCUUGAAAUCCUCUCAGUGAAAUGCAGUCUUCCACUUUCAAAUCUCAGUCUGACUCAGCUCACAGGUGAUCAGCUCAGUGAGAUCCUUUCAGUCCUGGACAAACUUCUGUUUGAUGAGUGGAUUCGUGCUCCUCCAUCCAUCAGCACUCUGCAGCACACUCAGGUGUUCAUCACAGAGCUCUGUGCUCUGUCUCUGGAGAUAUCUGAAGACGUUUCCUUACACACCGUCUCCAAUCAUAUGCAGUCCCUAGUGGAAUCCAUCAGCCAAUCAGCAUGCAGUGUUUUUGAGAUUUUCCUCUUGACUCAAGCCCUGUAUCUGAACCUGAUGCACCUUUUCAAUGACAGCGGAAGAUCUGAUAGGGAUGCCGGCUUCGUAGCCAAACAAUGGGCAAAAUAUGAGAUUUCCACUGAGAACCUCUUUAUAAUUGAAUUCCUGAGCACCCUUACAUCAUCACUGCAGAGUGCAGUUGGAAGAGCCUCUGUGUUCACUUUAAAGAUGGAAAUCCAGUGUUUAAAGCUUCUCUUAUCCACACUCACAGAUCUAAAUGGAAAAGAAGCCCACUCAAAGUCCACUGAAAUGCUCCUCAAACUUGUGCAAAUGAACCAAUGGACUACAAUGGAGGCAGUCACUCUGCUUAAAGCACUAUCACAGAAAUAUGCAGAUGAUGAUUCUAUAACUCAAAUCCUUACCUUGGUACAAGUGUAUGACAUACCACCAGAUUGGAUAGAUGACUGUGGGCACUCUCUAAUCCAGCUCCUUGAAUCUGCUGCUCCUGAGAGAUUUUGUCAGGAUUUCCAAAAGACUCUAAGAGGAAACGAUGAGAACAGUGUAACUGCAGUUCUAGCAGAAGUAAAGAUGCUGUGGAAUUUGGAUGACUCUGUCAUUGAUAUGAUAAAAAACAUUAACACUGGUGUCCUGAAAUAUACAGAAAAUGUACCAAAAGAAGAACCUUUUAUAAAAGAUUCAGUUAAAUGUGAAUCUUUGAAUGCAGACAACAUACAGAAGUGUCUGUGUCAGCUCUGCAAAGCAGUGUUCAACAUAAAAGGCUGGUGGCCCACGGUGAGGCAGGUGGUGCGGUGGUGUGGACUGGUGCUGACUCAGCAGAGUGGAGUGGUACAACUGGUUGGUGUGGAAGAAGACCCAUGUGUUACAGCCAUGUUUGCAGCCAUGCAAGUCUGCAUGGGAAACAAACUAGACAUUGUGCUGAGCUCUGAUGUUCACUCAGAGGAGCAAACAAAGGAGUGGUCUGACUUCUACAAGCACCUUGACAUUUCACUUAACACAAACAUGAAGAAGACUGACCCAUCAUUCCGGGAUGUCUAUGAAGCAGACAUUGUUUAUGGUACAAUGGAUGAUUUUGUGUCAGAUUAUGUUCAACGUGGCAUAGAGGCAAUGGAAACAGGAAACCCACAGUUAAAUCGUGGAUUCAUUAUUGAAAAACAAAGUCUCAGUGCUCUGCAUGCUCUGGAACUUUCAAGACUCAAAGACAAUGACUCCUUGGUGUUUGCUGCAGAGGUCCUGCAGAACCUCAUGACUAAAAUUUGCAGUGAAGAUGUGGAACUGAGACAUAUGUUUAUCAAGAUCCUUUUUCAGGUCCUCCACAGUACCCUAAACAAAAAUACAACCACUGACAGUAAAAUCAUUACAAUCACAAAGAAAAUCAGUAAAAAGGAAUUUCUUUCUAAUGAGGUCUUCAUUCUGAACUUUCUUGAGAAUCUCCUGAAAAGUUUUACAAAACAAACAGAAGCUGUUAAAAACAUGACAGAUCCUGCAGGGAAAUGGUGUUUUGAGAAUUUAUUUGCCUGUGUGGAACAAUUCCAAGACUUAGACAAAGAAACCAAAGAAGUCUUCAAGAUGGUUUCAAAUCUUGGGGAACAAACACUUUGGUCACCAGUAGAGGUCUUAAACCUUCUUGAAGCAUUAACUGAUAACCACAAUGACGACGACUGUAUUCCCAUCAUGAAGAUUUUGCAUUUGAUGGAAACAUGUCGGGUUUCUUCCAAGUGGAAAGAUGAAAACAACAACUCUCUCCUUGAGCUCAUAGAUUCAUGCACAACUCAGAAUCUGAUCCAGCAUCUAGAAAAGAGCCUUAAAGAUGAGAAAACUGAAAGCACUGACAACCUUUUUGAUGAAAUACGGCAGAUGAAAGAAAUUGACAAACAAACACUGAGUAAAUCAUACAACAUAGUAACUCAUGUAACAAACUUAAUCAAAACUGGUGAAAUUAAAAAACUGGCAGAUAUUCAGCGCGCUAGGACUCUCAGUCACAGCAUGGAGACAGAGGACCUUCAGGAGAUCCUUGCAAUCUUAUGCAAUGCUGUACACCUCCACAAAGCAGAAAGGAAGUGGUUUCCCAGAACCACUCAGAUGAUAAGCUGGUGCCUGUUGGCCCUGUCUGACACUGGGAAGCUCCUGGAGAUGGGAACUGGAGAAGGAAAGUCUUGUGUCAUAGCGAUGCUUGCAGUGCUGCGUGUGCUUAGAGGUGAAAAGGUGGAUGUGGUGUCCAGCUCUUCUGUGUUAUGUCAAAGAGAUGCUAAAGAAUGGGCCAAAUUUUACAAAUACUUUGGCAUUACAGUCGACAUAAACACAAAUAAAAAUGAGGAUAAAGAUCGGAAAGAAUGCUAUCAGAAGGACGUGGUCUAUGGAACCAUUGAAGCCUUUGCUGCUGAUCACCUUCGCCAAAUAUUUGAGAUGAAGGAUGUGAGGCCUGAUCGUAACUUUCAGUGCAUCAUUAUCGAUGAAGUGGACUCACUGCUGCUGGAUCAGGGAGUGCAGCUGACAUACCUGUCCAGCCCCAUGGUGUCCAUGCAGCACCUGAACAUUAUUCUCACUAUGAUCUGGAGCCACGUCAGUCAGUAUGGCUUCCUAUCUACAGGACACCAGACAUUUGUACGAGGUCCUCCUGCUUCAUUCUUCAAGGCCAUCUAUGACUCAAUGAACACAGAAGGCAGUGAAAUUAGUGAUCCAAUGGACAUUUUAACUAUUGCUGAAGAAUCUAACAUUGUGCCAAAAGGAUUUUCAGAAGAUAUCUACAAGAGUGAAAACCAUGAACUUCUCAGUAAACUGAAAACAGUGAGUCAGGAUUCUAUGGUAGACUUUUUCAAAGAAAUUGAGGACUAUGUCCCUUACGGCUUUACUGUUUACACGCUAGAUGACAAAGGACUGCUCUGUCUUCGAAAGUGCAGUCCAUACAAUGACCUGGACAUCCCAGAGCUUUCAUUUCUUGUGCUGGAGGAAGGAUUGUGUUGUCCUCUCUAUGAGUCAGAAGAAGUUCUCAUCAAGCCCAUUGCAGAAUUGAUCUCUGAGAGGAUUCAGUACACCCCAUGUGAAAACAAUACAGAAAAAAUCAGCAUUCCUGGUUUCUUGAAGAAUCUGGUGGAGAAGAAAGUCUCAGUGUGGGUUCAGAAUGCCUUUCUGGCAAUGUUACUGAAAGAAGGACGUGAAUAUGUCGUAGAAAAUGACAACGUCUGUCCAGUGGACUUCAGAUCCACUGGUAUUGUUGAACUGAAUAAGAAAUGGGGUGAUGGUCUGCAGCAGUUUGUGGAGAUUAAACACCAAGUCAAACUGAGCACAAUUUCAACAGUGACAAAUUAUAUUUCCAACGUUUCGUUUUUUGAGAAAUACCAGGGAAAAAUAUAUGGAACAACAGGAACACUGGGGAGCAAAGCAGACAUUCAGUUUUUGCAGGACCUGUAUCCAAAUCUCUCUGUGUGCAAAAUACCAACAUUCAACAGGAAAAAGUUAUUUGAGGUCAAAGGUACUCUGAAAAAAACAGCUGAAGAAUGGAAAUCUGAAAUAAAAGAUGUGGUCACAGCUCAGAUUUCCCCAAAUUCAUACAGAGAUGGAAGAGCAGCGUUGGUGAUCUGUGAAACUAUAAACAAAGCAAAAGAGAUCUACGAAGAGUUGAAGAGCAGCAUCCCAGGUGAAAUCAUUCUCUACUGCCACAGUGACAGAGACAGUUUGAGUAAAAUAGACAAGGAGCUGCUUCCUGGUGAUGUCAUUGUUGCCACAAACCUUGCCGGCCGUGGCACAGACAUUAAAGUGUCCCCAGAGGUGAACAAUAAUGGAGGGUUAUUUGUGAUCCUCUCUUUCCUCUCUGAGAACACAAGAGUGGAACUCCAGGCUUUUGGACGAACUGCACGCAAAGGUAAACCUGGAUCUGCUCAGAUAAUCAUUUCCACUGAACACCUGCAGCCAUCUUUCAGCACAGUGUCCUCUCUGGAGGAAGCCAAGAGCACAAGAGACCGACUUGCAGCAGAAAAGAUAAAUCAUAUAAUGAACGAUGUUGCUGAGAUGAAACUGCGGGAGGACCUUUUUUCAGAAUACUGUGAAACACUUCAAGAUAUUUAUAACACCACUGAUGGAGACGAGGAAAAAGCUGUUGUUGCCAUCAUGAAUGAGUUCUGGGGGAUUUGGCUGCAAACUAAAUCAGAAGAAAUUGAUCAGUUGAAAAGAAAUGAACUGCAAGAGAGUCUGAAAGCUGAUUUGUCAAAGGCAAAAAGUCAGUGUCAAUGUCAGACUUCACCAAGUUCCAGCAUUUAUCACUACAUCAAGUUUGGAAAUGUUGCACUGGGUGAUGGAAAGUGGGAUACCGCAGCCAGACUGUUUGAAAAAGCCAUGACAGAGGAUAAAAGCUGGGCAGCUGUAGCAUUUUACAAUCAUGCAUACUGCACUAUACAACAAAAGAAAGCAGAUUACCUCACUAAGGCCAUAGAUGAGCUAAAGGAAGCACAGAAGUCUGUGAAGUAUCUCAUUGAAGAACAAAUAGUUUGCCUUCAGUUUGCAAAAAUGUCCUCUGCAGACUCAACCGACAGUAAUGCAACCAGCCUGGAAAAACAGUUAUCAACCAGGUCCACAAUGUAUAGUUACUUUGACAACAACAUUACUGAGGCCAUCCAAAAGUUGGAUGAAAUAAAAAAGAAAGAAAGCAAUGCAGCAGCCGAAGAAACAACGAUUCGUGAACUGGUGUCAGAUGCUGAUGAAGAUCUCCAGAUAGAAGCUCACAAUCUCUGCAGUCGAGGUCUGAACUUUGUAUUUUCUGUGAAAGAAAAGCCUCGUUUCUCAUGGGAAGGUCUGCUGGUGUUCUUUCUUGGAGUUUUACAGAUUGUUGGAGGAGCACUGCUCACUGUAUUUACAGUUGGUACAUUUGCUCAAGUUGGAAUGGGACUCAUUACUGAGGGAAUAUCAGACUGCAUCACUGGCAUUGACGCCAUGGUGACAGGAGAAUUCAGCUGGAAGUCAUGGGCUAUAGAAAAAGCCAUUUCUAUUGGAGUCUCUCUCAUUGGGUUUGGAGUUGGAAAGCUGAUUUCAAAGGCCUUCAAAUGCUGUAAAUCCUUACUUAAAUUUGGCAAACAGCUUAAGUCAAUGCCAAAAUUUCUCUCUAUACAAGCUAAAGAUGGCCUCAGUGUUGCUUUGAAGGCAAAUAUGAAUAAUGCAGUAAAAUACACAGCUAAAAAAUUUGCAGAAGAACUAAUCGCCUAUGGACUGGGAAAGGCAGAAGAGGAAAUCAUUAAAACAAUGUUAGAAGAAAUCAAAAGCAAGGUGAAAGACAGAACUGAUCACGAAGUGAAAUUAAAAAUGGAAAAAGAGCCUUCAUCUUCAUUAGUAGACCUCAUUAUUCUUUCACACCUUGAGGACAAAAAGCAACUUCACGACCUUCUGAAUGACGAGAGAAGAAAGGAAGAGCUGCUGGCCGUUUUCAGAGAGUUAAGCAGAAUUGCAAUAGAGCCAUUCUAUGCAGACCUCAGCUGGCAAAACAAACUGAAUUUAUCCCUCUCCGAAGUGAUUAAAAAAGCUAAAUCAGAUAGCAAAGGAAAAAUAAAAGCAAUUCUGACAGUUAUACAAGGUGUCCACAUUGGCACACUGACAACAGAAGCCAUCAGUGAAGUAGCCACCCUGUCAGACAAGUUCUUUUCAAACUUUCAUAAACAGCUGAAAAUAUUCAAAGAAACCCAAAAUUAUUCAGAGAAUAUAAAAGUAAGUGAUCUGUCUGCAGAAGACAUUAAACUGCUGAAGGAUUUCAAGCAGGAUUUAGGCAGCACCAUCAGUACUUUAUUGGCUGAUGCUUUGGUAGAAGUUUUCCACCAGAAGGUCUCCAGUCACAUUGUUUCUAUUGUUAAAGACCAAGCAAAUGGUUUUAUUGGUAAAUAUGUGAGAAAGGGCUUAAAGACUGACAGAACAGAGGAAAAGCUCAGAGCUGGACAGGACAACAGAUGCAUUGCAUACAUGCCAAAAAAACCAAAUUCUAACCUAAAAGUUGAAGGCGAGGCAGAUCAACACUCACAAUCACAUGCUAAAAAGAUCAAGAAUUCCACGACUGCAGGCACCAUCCUUGAUAUCAGAGUCCUGUCAGAAGCCGCUGGCACUAAAGUUGUCAUCCUAACAGAGGACAGCAAUGGAAGACUUACCAAAAUGCAGGAGCUGAGCCCAGACACUAGACCUGCCAAUCAAACUGUGACCCUGAUCUACAGACCAAAGAGUGACCAAUACCCCGAUGGCCAUUAUGAUGUGCAUAUCAACAACCAGACAGUGAGCAUAGACAACAAAGGCAAGAGCUGUCUGUUUUAUGCUUUGGCACGUGGAAUGAAACCACAAGCCAGUGAAGAAGAGAUCACUUUGGAAGCAAAUCGUCUUCGAUCUGUGGAGGCCGAUGCUCUUCUCAGACACCCAGGCCAAUGGGAGCCUUUCAUCAAGCGGAAAGAAUUAACUGAAACAAUCAAGGGAGGGGACUGGUACAUGUUAGGAGCAGCAUUAAAAGAGAUGAUAAAUGAAAGCAAAGAGGCACUUCAAAGAGAAGUUGGAAAGGUAGGCUCCUAUAAAGAGUUGCGAAAAAAUACAACUAAAAAUCCAGGAAUUGGGCAAUUCAUUAACGCAGCUCACCAGCCACCAGUCAGUAGCAUAUUGAAGGCCAAAAAAUUGAACCAGAAGAGCAGAUUAGUAGAGGCCAUGCUUGACGUGGCAACAAACUCAUCUCCACUAAAUCCAAAUCAAAUUUCUAAAGUGGUAGGUUCUCAUGGCCAUAAACUCCUGACUGCUUAUGUGCCUAAAGAAUUACAUGAAGAAUUUGGCAUCACGAAAGCGCCACCCUUCAAAGACCUCUUAGCUUCAGCAAUAAGUAAAGACAAUGUUGUGGGUACCUUUAAGCUGAUGAUCCUUGACUGGAUAUCACGAUACAGUCUGGAUAGUACCAAGAAUUUUCAGAACACCCCAAUAAGUAAAACCAGGCUUGAAUCUUUUGAAAACAGUUUUCAGAAACACAGCACAGAGAUGGUAGAGACAUGGUUUCCUCUACUUCAAAGUAAGGGUGUUAUGACAAAUGCCCAUCUAACUACUAUCACUGACUGGAUCAACAAACAGGGCUACAAUGAAAAGUGCUUUGCCAACUGGGAAUGUGACUGGUGAACAAGUACAAGGAUCUUUCCCCCGCCUGAUCACCAUCAAAGACCUCACUGUAUUUUGAAGAUUGUGUUCCUUCCUAUUUUAGUUACUCAGAAAAAAAAUCAGUCUGUUGUCACCCUUAAAUGCGAAAGAUAAGAAAAAGCCAAUACUCAGCAUUACUGAAUUAAGUUUAAUGUUUACUGUAGUUUUCUCACCACUUUGGGCACUGGGAGUUUGCCCCAAAAGUGUAACUCUUAACUUUCCUUUUCUAAAAAUUCUGCUAAUAAUCUCAUGAUUCUAUUGAUGGGAGUGGCAAACCACUGGCAAACAGAUUAUUUUAUAUUAUUAAAUGUAUUUGGUUUGGAUUCAAAGAUAAUUUUAAAUGAAAAGUCAAAUCUUUUUAUGUUUUUAAAAAAAAAUCUAUACCGCCAUGCUUUUCUUUUUUCAAAGUUCUUCAAUACUUGUGUCUAUUUCAAAUUUAGGGCCAGUUUGCCAUAUAUUCAUUACUUAUAAUUCUACACAUUAGCUAUUUUUGAUUUUACAAAUAAUAUAUGCACUUUUACUGUGGGAUAGAGAGUAUAAGUAUGAUGUGUGGUGUUCAAAACUUUAAUAUAAUAAUAAAGCACCACAUUAGAUUUGGGGGUUUUGUUUUGUUUUGUUUUAAUUCAUACCAAUUUUGACACAAUUAAAAAUAAGCAAAAUUCAAACAGCAAGUGGUAAAUUGCUACUCAAACUGGCAAAGGAUGGAAGCCUAGCCUGUUUACAUGUGCUUCUAUUAUUAAUUUUAACAUUAUUUUAUAUGGAUAUCUUGUGUGGAGGUCUGCUUAAUCAAUUUGAUUGCUUGUAAAAUAUAAUCAAACAAAUAUAUCAGUAAAUGGUGCAAGCUGCUAACAUUUGUCAGCUUUCAAUUUAAAUAUAUUUUAUUAAUCAAGAGAAUUAAACUCAUUGCAGAAGAAAAUAAUGCUGCAAAAUAAAGUGAACUAAUAAAGGGAAAUUAUGUGAUGUAGAAAAAUCAAGUAAUAACAGAAAACUAUGUAAUAUUCUCCAUCUGCAUUAGUCCUUAAAAUGUUUAAAAUUUUGUUAAAAACAAGAAUUUAAAUUAAUUGCAUUACUUAAAGUGCUAUAGCUACGGAUGUUAAAAACUACUGAUUAAAUAUUAGCAAACUAUACACUGUUAUUUUGAUGAUGUUCUGGAAUGUAUGUAACCUUAGAUCUAUCAUAAAUAAAAUGAGCUUAAAUCAG